CCUUGAGUGCCUCAGACGUGGACCUUCAGUGCCUGACGCAGAGCGGAGCCGCUACUCAGUGCCGACUCGGACCUAACUUCUACUGAACACUUGCACCCUUCCUACUGAUAAUUUGCGGGGAUGGACGACACCAGGAGCAGCAGCGAGGGCCAGACUCAAAUGACGAGCCUCCACAGCAGCGGCGUGGCCAACCACUUCAGCAAGUCCUGCCCUAAGAAGACAGUGGCGUCCUCUCGUCGGCUGCUCAGGACCCCGAAGUGCGCCCGCUGCCGGAACCAUGGAGUCGUCUCCUGCCUGAAGGGCCACAAGAAGCUCUGUCGGUGGCGUGACUGCCGCUGUGCUAACUGCCUGCUGGUGGUGGAGCGGCAGAGAGUGAUGGCGGCGCAGGUGGCUCUUAGAAGACAACAGGCAUCGGAGAGCAAGGAACAGACAGCCUCCCAUUCACCCUCGUCGUCCUCUGCUUCCUCCACUACCUCGUCCCCCUCGGCUACGACCAUGGCAAAGGGGCAGCCGGAGGAGUCAUCCGCUACCAAGGCUGCCCGGGCCAAGCUGAAAUCCGCCGAGGCCUUACUGGCGCAGAAGAGGCUCUACCAAAGGCACCUCCGAUCACUGCAACAGUCUGCCAUCGCUCGGGACCUGAUGACGAACCUGCGGCAGCGGCUGGGUCGCGACUGGCGGGUGCCGCCCUACCUCAGUGAGCGGCAACGGAAGCGCCGCGCCUUCGCCGACCGGAACCUGGAGUCGGUGAUGCUGCAGCGCGAGGCCCUGCUGGCCCAAGCCACCCACCUGCCCGCCCACAUCCCACCAGAGUGGGUGGGGCACGUCACCCUCCUACCGGUGCAUCUUCAGGAAGCGCUGAGGCUUCACCCGCAGCCCGCCCAGGCCCUGCUGCAGCUGGUGGUGGAGGCGUGUGGCGGAGACCAGGCCCGCGCCCUCAGAUACUUGGCCUCCCCGCCCCCUGCCGUUCUCAGCCACGCCGCCCAGGACGAGGCCUCGGCGGGCACACAAGAGCUGCCCUCACGCUUCCUGCAGCUAUCCCUCGCCCAGCCCUCUCUGCCGCUGUCCGCCUCGCACUCCCUCUUCGCUGCCUCCUCCACUUCCGCCUUUAGGGUGGUUGGCAAGGAAGGAGACCAAGACUCACCCUCACCUCCACCAGCCCGCCCGCCGCCCACGCACAGCCCACUGUCCUCUAGCCCCAGGAAAAUGAGCCCCGUCAGCUGCUCCGACGCCCUUCCCUCACGGACAGGGCAGCGCACCACCAACCCUCUGCUCCUUCAAGUGCCUCCCUCGCCCACGCACACCUAUCCCCCCGCCUCUCCCACGCUGCCGCCCACACAUUGGACAAUGGCACUCAGCACCAACCCUUCCCCGCCCUCGCCGCCCACCACUGACUACCGCAGAGCAUCCCUCGCUACCAUCUCACCCGCUGAUCGCCCGCACGCCCACACCACCUGCCCCACGCCUAGGAAGGCUGUCAUAUCUUUCUCCGUGGAAUCCAUCAUCGGAAAGCAAACAUGAGGCGGCGGCGAUGGAGCGGCGGCGAGCACUGAUGCGGUCCUACAGGUCUUGUGUCGAUGCUCCGCAGCGAGGGGCGUGUCGGUAGCACAGGGCCACAUGGCGCACCACCGCGUGAGAGGAAGGGCCAGCCGUAAGAAGGGCACACUAACGAGGGAUGAAGCGACUCCUCAGACCGUCUCGCUGCGCCAUCAAGCAAUUUCACUUCUUUUCAAAGCUAGUCAGUGAGGCGGCAGCAGCGGCCACAGGAGACCCAGGCGGUGGUACGAAUAUAUUAGGUGCUUCCGCUCUCUCCACUUCCUCUCGUCUAUAUCUGCAUCCCACCACUUCCAUGAAUGGAGAUUUUUACACCCGUGAGAUUAGCACUUCAACAUUUAUACAUAAACAUGUGUGGUGCCAUAUCAGCCUCUUAUUGUGGCGCAGUAACCCUGUCACUCCUACACAAUCACAGUCACAAUAAGUUUUCAUACACUUCAUUUGUACGGUAAUCUUUUAAACAGUUCUGAUGCUUUAAGAAGACAAGAAUAACCUCAUUUUCUCUUAUUUCAUCUGUAUCCAAGCGAGCUAUUCCCCAAAGUGGUCUGACUGUUAAGCACGCCCAAAGCACCAACAACAAAAUACUAAACGGCUCCCUUUAGACACUUCACACUCCUUCCCUCUCUUCUUAAUUCUCUAGUCGUGUCAUCCAUAUAUCCUUCACUACACUCCUCACUUCAUCCUUCAGUAUCCUAUCCAUGUAUUUUUCUCUUUACUCUUCAAAUCCUUCAUCAUUCUAUCCAUGUAUACUUCUCUAAACUCCUCACAUCCUUCAUCAUCCUUCUCUAAACUUCAUCCUUCAGUAUCCUAUUUAUGUAUCCUUAUCCCCUCCCCCAUCCCUCACAUCCAUUAUUCUCACCCCAAAUAGUAAAGACGGAACUUUACACGUUUAUCAGGGCAAGGAAACAUCACGUGGUCUUCAGUUAAUCCCAGUGGCCGACCAAAGAAAUAGUACUUAAGUCUGUGGUAUCUAUAUGGCCAUGCACACAAUCACUCAAGUCACCCUCCCCCAAAAUAAAUAAAUAAAUAAAUAAAACAAUGAAUGACAGCAGAAAACGGGAGGCUCUUGAUAUUCUAAGUUAAGCAUUAGUGCGUGUUUGAGAUAUUUAGGAAAAGAAAACGUAUUUAAGCAUCACUAGAGUUAAUUGUACGUACGUAGGUAGCUAUCAUUAGACAGUUUGAUUUUUCGUUGUAAUGAGAAGGACGCAACUCUGUGGAUUUGUUAUUAUACGGUGUGUGUGUGUGUGUGUGUGUGUGUGUGUGUGUGUGUGUGUGUGUGUGUGUGUGUGUGUGUGUGUGUGUGUUUUUUUUUUUUGAGUGUUACGACAAGAAUGUUGAUUUCUCUUUCUGCAUACAAGGGAGACUACAAGUGCCUGCAUAUUGUAUUGUUUUCACCUGUUACUUUGACCUAACUCGAGCCUUGUGGACGAGUUGGCGACGCUAAUAAAAUGUUGAUUAGUGA
Molecule: messenger RNA, 3013 nt
Organism: Portunus trituberculatus (swimming crab)
Lineage: Eukaryota; Metazoa; Arthropoda; Malacostraca; Decapoda; Portunidae
Product: doublesex- and mab-3-related transcription factor 3-like
Exons: 4
Coding region: 121-1518 (465 amino acids)
Biological process (GO): sex differentiation; regulation of transcription by RNA polymerase II
Cellular component (GO): nucleus
Molecular function (GO): DNA-binding transcription factor activity, RNA polymerase II-specific; RNA polymerase II cis-regulatory region sequence-specific DNA binding
Source: RefSeq, a predicted model, not a curated record